AUGACACCUGUCGUUUUUGCUAAGCCGAUAGAUCGGAGCUCAAUCCCUCUCCAGCAGACCAGGGCAUUCCUCCACCAGCUCAUGAGCGCCGCUUCUCGUCCCAUACAAAGCUGUUUCCAGUGUGAUUUCUUUGUCGAAAGCGCAAAAUCAAAUGUUAGCACGACCGAUGCUGCCCAUAGUUCCGAGCUAUCGUUGACAGACAACGGAAUUCUACCACAGGCAACCGAUCUUACCCAUGUGCCCCGUGUAUACUCCGAGGAGAGAACGAUACCUGCAGAGAAGUGGAUAAGAGCACCGACGGGUGCCUCCAGCUCCAGAACGACCGCAGAAACAAUCGACGAGCUUUUGCACCGUGUAUCGACUCUCGAGUCUAUCGUUUCGCAACUAUCCGACGCGUCCAAACUCUCCCACCCCACCCCACCAGCGGCACCCUCUCAUGAGCCGUCGAUCAUUCGCUCAAGUUUCGGAACGGACACCAAAGACGAGGAUGUCGCUAUGAUGCUUGAGGACUUCGCCAUGGGCCACCGCGUGAACACCAACCGUGCAGCCCAAGAACUCGAGGCCGCGUCUCACAGCACUGUCAGGUCACCGCAACUCAGGGUCACGCGGAAAGGACCGCAGCUCGGUAUUCUCCCCAGCCACCCCCUCGCACUGCUCAUCGACCCGAACACGGAUAUCCUGGGUCGUCUGCUUUCUGUGAUGCUGCCAGAACAGCAGGCUGGUGUGCUUGUGCAGUUCUACUUUGACCGAUUGGACUGGUACUCGAAGGUUCUCCACCGGCCGACCUUCGUCGCAGAAGUGAGCGAAAUCUAUGGGCCAACAUCUUCCCGAAAUUUCGCCGCCAUCGACAUCGGAUUUCUGGCUGUCUACUAUAUGGUGUUGUGCUUGGCCCUUCACCUCAUCGAGUCGAUCGUACGCGAACAACUGGGGCUCUCUUUCCUCGCUGCAUCAGACCUCGCACGAGACAUGCACUCUGCCGCUCAAGCAUGUCUACAUUUUGACGAGUUCCUCGGCUCGCAUUCCCUCGAGCAUCUGCAGUGCAUCAUUCUUAUGGGUGUUUACCAGCAAAACCUGGACGAGUCUGAGUCUCACGCACUGGGCUCUUCUCGGCGCCGCCAUCAAAGUAGAAUUGUCUUGAGCGGGAAUCAUUUCAAACAUCUGACAGGCUGCGUAGAUUGCUCAAAAUUUGGCAUAUCCAUGCUGGGCACCGAAGGGGAAGAACGAACCUAUUCGACACCCUGGGGCUCUAUCGUGAGACGAGAGGUUGCACGCAGAGUAUGGUGGAUUCUGAUGGCUUCACGAGUCCAAUGCGUAGCCUCUGCUACGGCUAUUCUCAAUCACCUGAAUUCGGACGACUCUGCUCUGCUGCUCAAGUGGUGGAUUGUUCUGUUCUACGGCUUUGCGGCUGCAGUUGUACUGUUCAUCGAUCUGUGCCACCAGAAGGCUGAGGGGCAAGCCGAUCUCGAAGGCCGUCGCAUGCAGCUAAGAGAAGCGCUCGAUUUGUUCAAAACAGCCGAGCAAGUGUCUCAUGUCUCGCGUAACGCAAUAACGUUGCUGGAGGGCCUUCUGACUGCUGAGCCUGGGAUGCCGUCGAGACCAUCUCACAAGCGUGGGGCUACAGACGAUGCGCCGUUUGGCCGAAUCGUCAAACGCAUGAUUAUCGAUGCCUCGCGGAAUCUGACUGUGCCAACGGCAAUAUCCCCAGCAAGUAGCAGCAGCGCAAACAGUGCAUCACCGCCAAUGCCCCCCAUUCGCAGUCAAGUUACCCGCCAGCCCGAGACCCUGACAUGAUGCCUGAACUAUUCAUGGCUGGAGGAAUGUUCCGCGACGAAGGCGUAUUUUCUGGUCCUCAUUUCGACGACCAGACGAUGGCACAGCUUUCCCAGCUACUAUACAGCGAUCCAUACGGUUACACAGACAACUACGCGGGGAGUGGUUGAGGUUCACGCGGCUUUUUCGUUUCACUGUAUCAUGAUUAGGCCUUGUAAUAUU
Messenger RNA from Mycena citricolor, 1992 nucleotides. The record is from the annotation of a GenBank genome assembly. NCBI's taxonomy places the organism in Eukaryota, Fungi, Basidiomycota, Agaricomycetes, Agaricales, Mycenaceae.